AUGAUUGAUGAAACCUGCUUUACGGCGGGUGCUCCUGUUUUCGCCGCGAGCAUUUUCCGUUUCACUGACCAAGGACUGGGCCUGUGCGUCUGCAUGCACCACAACGUUGUCGACGCCAGCGGAUGCUCUACGAUAUUGCGACUCUGGGCUCAAAAUGUUAGUAGUCCAGAAUCUUCCUUUUUGGCUACUUCGCAAACUCGCCUUGAACGCCUUUCAGAGGCAUUGUCGGCCGACCUACCAGAAAUAUCAUCAACUUCAACCGAGACCCUACUGGCGCGACACCCCGAAUUCUCCACAACACCCCCUACCCUACCCGAAACGUUUCCUUCGUGCACAUCCAAGAUCUUUCCGAUUUCAAAACACUGGAUCGACGUCCUGGGGGAGCUGAUGCGCCCGUAUACGUCGAAAAGACUCACAACGAAUACAGUGCUAUGCGCACUGAUCUGGACAACACUCACCCGGAUCCGAAUGGCGCAUAAUCCAUCCCUCGAACAGCAGUCCAGCCGAUUAGCCAUGGCAGUAAAUGGCAGACCGCGCAUAAGCCAGACAUUCUCGACCCCCGACGCCCCUUUUUUCGGCAACGCAAUCACCUACUCCCUAACAGACCUUUCAGCCCAGACAUUGGCUAAAUCCGACGAAACCCCGGUGCGAGCCCUCGCUCAGAUAUGCAACCGUAUGGCUGAGUCGCAGUCCCCAUCUACUAUCGACUCCCGCCAUAUCGCGGAGGUAUAUAGCGUGGCAGAACGCGUGGAUGCCGGGUCUCUCUUUGUGGGCUGGGAUUUGUUCGGAUCGCGGGAUCUUACUAUCACGAGUUGGGCGGACUUUGAUCUGUAUGGGGUGGAUUUCGGGAACGUGAUGGGGCGACCGAGGUUCGUGAGGCUGCCGUACAUGGAGGCGGAUGGGGUCGCCAUUAUAUUACCACGUCAGCGGUCGGUGUCUCAGGAGGUGUUGGAGGUUAUGGUCAUGUUACGGAGAGAUCAUAUGGAGGCUCUGGAACUUGAUCCGAUGUGGCAGGUUCUUGGGUCCGGGGGUGGCGAUGUGAAUCCUUUUGGGUGA
Aspergillus melleus is the source of this 1056-nucleotide messenger RNA. RefSeq lists its product as uncharacterized. The coding region runs from base 1 to 1056 and encodes 351 amino acids. NCBI's taxonomy places the organism in Eukaryota, Fungi, Ascomycota, Eurotiomycetes, Eurotiales, Aspergillaceae. The transcript has a single exon. Gene Ontology annotation, molecular function: acyltransferase activity, transferring groups other than amino-acyl groups. The record is from RefSeq and is a predicted model, not a curated record.